AUGUUUAGAAAUUGCCAAAGUCUGGAUGCCAAUCUCGCAUCUGUGCACAGUAAAGCGGAACAGGAUUUUCUGCUGAGUCUGUUGCCUUCUUCUUCCACACGUUGUUGGAUUGGUUGUCAAGAUGGUGUACAAGAAGGACAGUGGGUGUGGAGUGAUGGAACUCCCUACGACUUUACCUACUGGGGCUCCGGAGAACCUAACAAUCUGGGUACUGAGAAUUGCGGGGAGCUCAACUGGAGCUCUAACCGUUGGAAUGAUGCAGCCUGUUCAACUUCCCUGAGCUAUGUUUGUGCUAAAGACCUGUGAGAUCUACAGUCAUCCUGCUCCACAGUUACUUGAUUGUACUACAUUUACAUGUUCUAAUCUUAUCUUUACAAAAACUGUUGUUCUUUUCAAAUUGGUCUUCAAAUCAAUAAAAAAAGCAUUGAAAAAUCA
This is a messenger RNA of Cyprinus carpio (common carp), 435 nucleotides long. RefSeq names its product galactose-specific lectin nattectin-like. Lineage: Eukaryota; Metazoa; Chordata; Actinopteri; Cypriniformes; Cyprinidae. Bases 1 to 306 code for a protein of 101 amino acids. The transcript is spliced from 4 exons. Gene Ontology annotation, molecular function: signaling receptor activity. The record is from RefSeq and is a predicted model, not a curated record.